GGUGGAAACUAGGGACAGAAAGGGGUGGAUAGAUGGAUGGCUAUGUAAUAGACCAUAGUUUCUAUCAACCUGACGAAAUGUUUUGUUUUCAAAGACUUUCUGUCAACAGAUGGUUAUGAUUCUACUUUACUGUGUGUGUGGGUACAUGGAGGUGAGGGGGGGGGGCACUGUGAUGCCUUGAGCUCAGUGUGAAACAGGUCCUCAAGUCUCAGGAUUAUGUAACCAGCCAACUCCAGACUAUUUUCGACUCUGAGAUAAAAGUACAGCACCUUGACAGACAGUCAGUACACACACAACACUGGCUACAUCAAACUACACACAGUACUGGCUACAUCAAACUACACACAGUACUGGCUACAUUAAACUACCCACAGUGCUGGUAUCAUUAAACUACGCACACGACCGGCGUGUUCAUUUCACCUGGCUAGGUGAUAGAGAUCACAUUCUAAUUCACAGCAUCUACCUGAAGAAGGGUUGCAGUAGAGAGGUGACCGGGUCCAAUGAGAGGCCCUGAAGUGAAGGUGAUGGAGAUCACAUUCUAAUUCACAGCAUCUACCUGAUGAAGGGUUGCAGUAGAGAGGUGACCGGGUCCAAUGAGAGGCCCUGAAGUGAAGGUGAUGGAGAUCACAUUCUAAUUCACAGCAUCUACCUGAUGAAGGGUUGCAGUAGAGAGGUGACCGGGUCCAAUGAGAGGCCCUGACGUGAAGGUGAUGGAGAUCACAUUCUAAUUCACAGCAUCUACCUGAUGAAGGGUUGCAGUAGAGAGGUGACCGGGUCCAAUGAGAGGCCCUGACGUGAAGGUGUGAGUGGCCGACUCUGGGAAUUUAGCGGUAACGUCAGGGUUAAUGCCUCUACUCCUGAGACAUUUUAUGGUGUCUAAUGACCACUGAGAGAGUGGACCUUGGGUUCAUGUCUGAGAGGAAGCUGUGGUGUGAAACAGUGAAUAGAUGUGACGUCUCCCACGGUCUGUGCUGAAGGUACUGUAUUAAUACUGCUCUAGUCCUCUAAGCUUUUAAUGAGAGGUGAAGCACUGGCCGCAACUGUCUGUGUGCGUCACUUUCAACAACUUAGAGUAAACACACACGUCAGCUUAAUUGCAUUUCUUUUUACUAUUGUAUAAUUGAAAAGUGUCUUGUUUUUGCACAUUAAAUCCAAUUUAACUUGGCGUUCAUAUUAUACACUUGUCAUGCAACAGCUUAUCGUUGCAUCAGUGAAGCUGCCAUUUUAUUUAUUUAACCAGACAAGUCAGUUAGGAACACAUUCUUAUUUCCAAUGACGGCCGAGGAACAGUGGGUUAACUGCCUUGUUCAGGGGCAGAACAACAGAUUUUUACCUUGUCAGCUCUGGGAUUCGAUCUAGCAACCUUUUGAUUACUAAUCCAACGCUCUAAACACUAGGCUACCUGCCACCAUUUCAUCAGUGAACUACAGGUAACCGCCAAAAUAAAUGGAACAACAUAAAGUGUAAUACUUAUAAAAUAUACUUUUAUCCCUCAUACUAGUGUUUCCUUUAUUUUGGCAGUUACCUGUAUUUUACUACAACAUAUUGCUCUAAGGAUCUAUACUAGAAGCCUGUAUUUUAAUUCCACAGUAGCUGCAACUGCAGGAAAAGCCUUCCACUGCUUUCACACUUGACCUACUAUCUGCCUGUUGCUACGUUCACAGGGCCUCCCUCGGCAACCAGAGGGGUAACCAUGGUUACCGUGUUUACAUGAAAGGCACCUCGCCUCGACGCUGCUAAGUGGUUUAUAUUCUCAGUGACAGGUAUAACAUAACCCCACUCUAUCUGGUGCAGGGAUGUAUGCAGCGCUGUGUUGAACAGCUUACAGUCGAACCACCACACAGAGAGAGAGAUGAUUUGCUUUCUCAGCUCUGCAACAUUUAUUAUUUAUUCUUCUCUCUCUUUGUUCUUUUGAUCCACCACAUCUCCUCUAGAUAGAUUGCUGGGAUAUUUGCUUAGCAAAUGUUCAUUAAUGUAGGUCUCCUCUGAAUAUAUAUCAGAUGGAGUGUGUGGUCGCUGCUCCGUCCCUGGUUCUGGCCCGUGCUGAAUGGGUGUGUUGAGCAGUGUGUGUGUGAGGUUGUGAAUGCAGCUUUGUCUCCUGGGCAUUGGACAGCAGAUGUGUUCCCUGGAUGCUACUGAAUAGUGGUUCUGUGACUGUCACAGCAAUGUGACGCGCUGGGUGUGAGGUAAACAACCGCUUCACACUGCUGACCUCUGUUCCUUGUGAGGGGCCGGGAAAGCACUGACAGCUGUGUGUGUUUUGGGGUCUGAUAGAGUAUGACAUUGCCUUUUCCCCUCCCUCCCUCCUCCUACCUCCGUAGUCCAUAGGUGGCGGGGGGUCUUCUCCAGCCACUCUUCCCCUGCCCUCCCCCUGAGACGUGUAGCUGGAGUGUCCCCCCUCAGUGCCUCGUUCUCCAGGUCCUGCCCCACCCCUCCGCCUGCUGACAGACCUGAAUCAGGUCCAUAUUGAGCAGAAAAAUCCUGGGCCUUGUUGAGCAGAAACUCAACACUCCUGAUCAGUUCACCAGCUUCAUUCUCCUCACCCCUCCAUCCUCUCCUCCACCUGUCCCUGACUCCUGUAGGGACGGCUGAGAGAAUUCCCACAUUCCUCCCAGCCAAUCACUCAGCCAAUUGCAGCCGCAGCCUCCGGCGGUUCCUCCUCAGCCCCCAGUCUUCCAUGGACAGUGAGCUCAGUGCCUCCGAGCUGGAGGAUGACUCCAUCACACAGGGAUACAAGCUGCAGGACCUUGUUGAUGUCCAGGUCAUGGCUCGUCUGCAGGAGGACAGUCUUCGUCAGGACUACGCCACCACCUCCAUCAACCGCCGCAGCGCCAGCUUCUCCUUCCUCUCCCUUCAGCACAACGGUGAGGCCGACCUGGAGGAGGAAGAGGAUGAGGAAGAGUACGGGCAGCUACCUCCUCCCCAGCCCCGUCUGACCCGUGUGGGACCCACCCUGCAGCGCGGCCUCUCCCACUCCCACACCUUCUCCAGCAUACGGGACUGGAGGAGGAGCACAACCAGCCCCUCCACUCCUCAGUACCCCUCCGGAGGAUUCUCCUAUCAGCCCCCACCCCUGGCCAGCCCCACACUCAGCACCUACACACCCGAACAACAGGGCUUCAGGCCUGGAUCAGAUAAGCUGCGGAGGAGCAUGCCCAACCUGUUCAGGGCUCCCAGUGUGCCUAGUCCACUGAGCCCAGCCAAUCACAUCGUCUCUCCUUCCACCCUUCGGAACAGUCUGAGCUUCGACUCGUCCAAUGGGCUGGCCAGCAGGCUACAGUCCUCCAUCCCUUCACCCGGUCAGUUGCAGAACAGAGUCCAGAGUGUGGGGAACUUCCAGUCAUUGUCACGGCAACCCCUCAAAGCCACAGCCUACGUCAGCCCCACUGUGAAAGGGCCAGUUACCAUGCCGACCUCCACCAGUCUGCAGUCCCUGAGUGGGAUCCCCCUCCCCAGUAAACCAGCUGUGGGGGUUGGGGGCACUCCUACACCCCCCCGGAGCAGCCUGCCCCGCCCGGCCUCCUUUAUUGGGACCAGCUCCACCCCUCGAAGCAAGAUCGCCCAACCCACACGCAGUUUAUUGACGCCUCCUAAGAGCUUGUCCACCCUGAGUGCCCUACGAGACGGGAGCUGGAGAGAUGGCUGCUACUGAGAGAGGGAUGAAUGGGGACAUGAAUGGAGAGAUGAGAUUUCGGAGAAGAGCUGGCAAUGUAGAGAGACCCUGCUGGUUGGGGUCACUCACUGCCACAAAGUGUUAUUGGGGAAUUGAGAAGGCAGGUCAACCAAACUAUAGGGAAUAAUAGGGAAUAACAACCGCCCUCAUGAUUGGGUAUGUGAGGUGUGGUCAGCACUCAGUCAAACAUGCAUUCUCCACCUGUCCAAUUUGGUCUGUGCCAAGGGGAAUCCCCCUGUUGAUAUGUUUAUGCACUAACAAGUUUUAACCACGUUAUGGUUACAUUAACAUACUAAAGAAAGAGCUGCCACUUUAUGCUAAUUAAGCCACAAUUUGGUUUUUUACUUUGGAAUUCUGAUUAAUAAAAGGUGUAUUUUCUCUUAAUGGAGAGCACCAAAUAUGCUGCUAAAAAAAGUCUAAAUCACUCCCUAUUGUCUGGGUGUAUUUGGUCUAAUUUUUACAUGGCAAUGUAUAUUUAAAAUUAUCUUUUAUUUAUUAUCUUAUGAUUAGUGUAGAGACUAAAGUUAACUUUCAGUGUGCAUUGUUGGGAUGCUGAUCGUAUUGAUGCAAUAUUCUUCAUGAUUUUUUUUUUUAAAUGUGAAGCAUAUUAACCAAAUUACAGCUAAUGUCUGAAUCUGUUUACAAAAUGUCUCACCAAGACAGGGAAAUGACUUCAAGUUGUGUUUUGGACACUUUUUAAACUAUCAAGAUUCACUGGCAUAUCUAUGAAAUAUUUGUAAUUGUUGCACUGAUUGUACAGGUGUGAAUUGAAAAGUAAUUGUUUUUGUUCAUUUUAUUUGUGAUAUUGCACUUUUAUGGUUAAUUAUAAUGUUGUUGAUGAAGAGCACAGGGUAGAUGUUUUUUGGGAUGAAGGAUUACUUUUUAAAGAUCACUUACCGUUAAUCUUUUUUUCAGUAUUUAAAAAGCAGGUUAGUCUUCAUGGCACAUAUCACCAUCUCUUUCUCAAACAUUUUUGUAAAUUUUAUUUUUACUGUAUUUAAUUGAACGAAUGUAGUUGUUUUAACUAAAAUUAAAGAUUUUCAAAUGAUAACUAU
Molecule: messenger RNA, 4728 nt
Organism: Oncorhynchus gorbuscha (pink salmon)
Lineage: Eukaryota; Metazoa; Chordata; Actinopteri; Salmoniformes; Salmonidae
Product: SLAIN motif-containing protein 1-like
Exons: 9
Coding region: 2678-3652 (324 amino acids)
Biological process (GO): microtubule nucleation; positive regulation of microtubule polymerization; cytoplasmic microtubule organization
Cellular component (GO): microtubule plus-end
Source: RefSeq, a predicted model, not a curated record